Messenger RNA from Dipodomys ordii (Ord's kangaroo rat), 1413 nucleotides. It is a transcript of the gene F2rl2, whose product is annotated as coagulation factor II (thrombin) receptor-like 2. The coding region runs from base 1 to 1413 and encodes 470 amino acids. NCBI's taxonomy places the organism in Eukaryota, Metazoa, Chordata, Mammalia, Rodentia, Heteromyidae. The transcript is spliced from 4 exons. Gene Ontology annotation, biological process: blood coagulation; thrombin-activated receptor signaling pathway; positive regulation of Rho protein signal transduction. Gene Ontology annotation, cellular component: membrane. Gene Ontology annotation, molecular function: thrombin-activated receptor activity. The record is from RefSeq and is a predicted model, not a curated record.
AUGAAAGCCCUCAUUGUGGCAGCUUCUAGACUACUGUUCCUGCUGUCUACUAUUUGUCAAAGUGGCAUGGGAAACAUUGCAGACAAGUCAAGAAAACCAAACUUAACUGUUAGGACCUUGUAUGGAACCCCCCCAAAUGCUUCUGAAGACUUCUCACUUUCUGCCAUAAAAGGCUGGACAGGAGCCACUAUAAAUGUGAGGUGCCCUGAAGGAAAUGUUUCACAUCUUCACAUGAAUAAUGUCACCGUGGGGUACCUGAAAAGUUCCUUAAGGACCAAGCUGAUACCUGCUAUCUACAUCCUGGUAUUUGUGGUUGGUAUUCCAGCCAACAGUAUGACCCUGUGGAAACUCCUUUUCAGAAACAAACCCAUCUGUCUGACCAUCUUCCAUACCAACCUGGCCAUUGCAGAUAUUCUCUUCUGUGUCACACUGCCAUUUAAGAUCAUUUAUCACCUCAAUGGAAAUAACUGGAUAUUUGGAGAGGUCUUGUGCCGGGCUACCACUGUGCUCUUCUAUGGAAACCUAUACUGCUCCAUUCUGCUCCUUACCUGCAUGAGCAUCAGCCGCUACCUGGCCAUUGUUCAUCCUUUCACAUACCGAAGGCUGCCCAAGCGCAAAUACACUUGGCUAACAUGUGGUGUGGUGUGGGUGAUGGUUUUCUUAUACAUGCUGCCAUUUUGCAUCCUGAAACAGGAAUAUUACCUUCUGCAGCUGGACAUCACCACCUGCCAUGAUGGCUACAGCCUAUGCGAGUCUUCCUCCCUCUUCCAGUUGUGCUACUUCAUCUCUUUAGCUGUCUUUGGAUGCUUAAUUCCAUUCAUGGUUGUUACAUACUGCUACACAAACAUCAUCAUCCACAGACUUAACAUACAUGAUCAAAGAUGGCUGAGGUAUUCAAAGGCGGUUGUUUUCAUCAUGGUGAUUUUCAUGGUUUGCUUUAUGCCGAGUAAUAUUAUAUUGAUUGCUUAUCAUGUUAACUACUACAGUCACAACACGGAUGGCUUAUACUUUUCUUAUCUCAUAGCUUUGUGCCUGGGUAGCCUGAAUAGUUGCUUAGACCCAUUCCUUUAUUUUCUCAUGUUAAAAAUGUUAAAUCAGCCGAGCUUUGUUUUAGAAGGAUUAGCAAAAGUGCUAAUCCAGGAGAAAUCAGGAGAGGUGACAAUAGCUGCUGAUGCUGUAAUUGCUGAACCUGAGCAGCAGCCUCAACCUGUCACAAUCCCUGAAGAAACUGCUCAGGUUCCUACAAUUUCUGCAAAUAGCAACAGUGAAAUUGGCAACAUCAUUUCUGAUGCAAUGAAAAGUGAAAAGAAUUUUUCUAGCAUCCAAUCUGUUACACUUGCUAUUGAAAUUGCCAGAGCUCACUAUAAGCCCUUGGCCACGCUUCAAGGUGUAGAUCGUUUUCAGAAUCUGUGA